Messenger RNA from Sphaeroforma arctica JP610, 1535 nucleotides. RefSeq lists its product as hypothetical. Bases 12 to 1535 code for a protein of 507 amino acids. The record is from RefSeq and is a predicted model, not a curated record. Gene Ontology annotation, cellular component: membrane. The transcript has 11 exons. Gene Ontology annotation, molecular function: beta-glucuronidase activity. NCBI's taxonomy places the organism in Eukaryota, Ichthyosporea, Ichthyophonida.
CAGCGGGUCUCAUGGAGUAUACACCAGAGCCGGAGAGCGAAGACGAACACAUAUACGAACGAGACGAAACCGGACUACUGGACUACAGAUUACGGGCCACACACCCAACGCACUCGUGGUACUAUUUAAGGACCCCCCGGACGUAUCUUCUCGUAUUGAUAGCUAUACUAUGUGCGGUAGUGGGAAUGAGUGCCUAUAAACUGACGACGUACCACCACAAAGUACUUGCACUGGAACACGAGAUAGAGACACUGGAGCAGCAACUGCAAAGCCAUCCGGGAGAUAUUACCAAAUUAGUCACAGAUACAGACGCAGUCAAGGGAUCGAAUAGUACACAAGAUGCGCUGCUUGUUGACGAGAGUGAUGGUGAGGGCACAGAGGAGCCGCAAACAGCAGUCGAUGACGAAGAAGAUGCAGAAGAUGAGGAUAACGAAGACGAUACGGAUGUAGAUGGAGAAGGUGACGAAGAUGGUGAAGAUGUAGAUGGUGCAGGCGACAAAGAUGAGAAGGAUGAGCAAAAUUCGGAUGAACCGGCGACGCCACCUCCUGCUGUGAUCGCUAUGGCUGUGAUAAAUGACGAGCACAUACUGCACACCACUCGUGACGAGUUUGUGUCGUAUACUAUCGAUACCUCACGCAACAGAGAGUUCUUCGACACCGACCUCACUGAUCAGCGCAUCAGCUAUCUGGCCAAGGCAAUCAGCCCUGCGUUCGUGCGUGUGGGGGGGACCGGUAAUGACUGGCUGACGUACCAGCUUGGUGAUGAAAGCGACUGCAAACAAAAGGGGGAAGUCACAAGCCACGGGUUUCAAGGUGAAUGCAUGAACGCCACGUGGUUCGAUAACCUAAUGGGGUUUGCCGAGAGGGCUGAGGCCAAACUGAUUUUUGGGCUGAAUGUCCUGUACCCGUGGUGGCCGUAUGGCAACGAGGGCCGAGACGAGAAGCCCAUCGAAUACUCUACGUGGAACUCGUCCAACAGCGCCGAGUUGCUGCGCUAUGCCGUUCAGAAGAAGUAUCCGUUGUGGGGGCUAGAGUUGGGUAAUGAGGAGAACGUGCGCAUGACCGGUAAAGAUACAGCCAAGCACUACAAUACGCUAUCUACCCUUCUGGAUGAGAUCUACGGGAGCACAGAUAUGUCCAGGCCCGAGUUAUUGGGUCCCGAUCCCCAUUCACACUUUAUCAAUGCCUGGCACUGGAAUAAAGACGGUGCCAGAGAGUGGGCAGCUGAUUUUCUGGAGGGUAUUGGGUCAGAGCUCACGGCCUUUACCUACCACGAGUACACAGGUAUUGUAGACGAAGAAACCACCUUAAGCCCUGACAUUCUCAACUACGGUGCGCAAACGGGCGACAGAGCCGCAGAGGCUGUAUCGGCGUACAAUGAGAAAGCCAACGGCCGGGUGGAGGUGUGGGCCGGAGAGAUAGGCAACCAGAACGAAGGCGGCACUGAAUGGGGUGCGACGUUUGGUACGAGUCUGUGGUACGCCGACUCGCUCGGCCUCAAGGCCACCCAUGGACACUCGGUGUAUCUAAGGUGA